GGGAACCAUCUAUCUGUCAAACUUCUGGUGACCGCCCUGCCUCUGCGGAGUUUGACAGUCCCAUUGCAAGAUCCCACGUGGAAGCAUUUAGUACUUUUCGGAACUUAAAACUCAUGCCGUCCUCGUCCGCCUUACGGAGUGCAAUGGUCUCCUGCUGUUCUCUUUCUUUCGCGUGCCCAAACCUCGAGGAAUCUCGGUGUUGAUGCAAGAUCCUUGAUUGGGGCCUAGCAUGCAUAUGAUCUAAGUCAUAGAUUGCAUGAACCGUUGCAAUUUUUCGACCAAUAAAAUCCUCGAGACAGGCAAAAGCCUGACUAUUCUUCACCUUACACCACUCUGGCCUCGUGCGGUGUACCCAAGGGAUCACAGACCGCCGUCGGACCUUACUUUCGAGGGCGUCAAUUCAUCUCGACGCAGACCUAUCUGUCCUGCGCCUGUCGACUGCAGCAUGGCGAAGCUCUUCAUCGGGGGCCUUGCCUGGCACACAACCGACGAGACUCUGCAAGAGGGGUUUCAGCAAUUCGGAAAGGUGGAGGAAGCUGUCGUCGUCAAAGACCGAGAUACCAACCGAAGCCGCGGAUUCGGCUUUGUGCGAUUCGAAACCAAGGACGAAGCCGACCUGGCGCUCGAGAAGAUGAACAACACUGAGUUCGAUGGUCGCAUCAUUCGAGUAGACCAUGCGCAAGACAACAGGGCGGGCGGCUCAGGUCGAGGUGGCGGCUUUUCUGGAAGAGGUGGAUACACACCGUCACCCGCUGCGCCGGGGGGAUAUUCACAAAUGGGAGCCCAAGCGCGAAACCCGAACCCGAUGCCAUAUGGACGUGGUGCAACGUACGCUCCUCAGUACGGACAGUACGAUCCUCGAUACCAGCAACCCGGCGGACCAGGCCAAUACGGUGGAGGACAGUCGCAAGGGCCAAGCGAUCCUUACGGGCCUCAAGGACCCUAUCGUCGUUAGAAUGAGCGCCUUUUCACGGCCGGGAAAUGAUUGCAUGGAGAUACCCAUCGAGUUCGUCCGUCAAGUCAAUUCAGAACGCGUCUAACGGGGCGUCGAGAUUUUCGUAAUUUUCAAAUUUGUAUUAAGAGCGUUGCUGUCCAGGCCUGCAAAAUUUGC
This is a messenger RNA of Exophiala xenobiotica, 1111 nucleotides long. RefSeq lists its product as uncharacterized. The transcript has 4 exons. Gene Ontology annotation, molecular function: RNA binding. Lineage: Eukaryota; Fungi; Ascomycota; Eurotiomycetes; Chaetothyriales; Herpotrichiellaceae. The record is from RefSeq and is a predicted model, not a curated record. The coding region runs from base 257 to 955 and encodes 232 amino acids.